UGACGUAGCUUUCGUGCCUUGCAGCUGAGAAGCAGAGAAGAGAUCAUCGCAGUGAUUAUGGCGAGAGGGAGCCGGGGACUGAGGAAAGCGGUAGAAUGUAUAAAACAAUUGCCGGUUACAGCCAGCCGAGAAACACCUACAAGGAAUGGAUUGAGAUAUCUCUCCUCAUGUAGGAUCCUAUUGACGAGGAUGCCUCCCCUUCUGGGGACCAGGCCCAGAGUCAUCGUGGCCCCCACCCGCUCCUUCUUCAACCUGGCUGACGCCUUCAACAAGAGGAAGGAGUACUCUGAGAGACGCAUCAUGGGGUACUCUAUGUUGGAGAUGUAUGAAGUGGUAGCUGGGGUGGAGAACUACCUUCACUUCGUUCCCUGGUGUAAGAAGUCUGACGUGGUGUUCCGGCGCUCGGGGUUCUGCAAGGCCAAACUAACCGUUGGCUUCCCCCCCGUAGUGGAGAACUACACCUCGCUGGUCACCACAGUGCGCCCCCACCUGGUCAAGGCUGCCUGUUCAGACGGUAAGCUCUUCAACCACCUGGAGACUGUGUGGCGCUUCAGCCCUGGCCUCCCUGGCUAUCCUCGCACCUGCACCGUUGACUUCUCUAUCUCCUUUGAGUUCCGCUCUCUUCUGCACUCCCAGCUGGCCACGGUGUUCUUUGACGAGGUGGUGAAGCAGAACGUGUCUGCGUUUGAGAGGCGGGCCGGGAAACUGUAUGGAGCGCAGACCAUGAUCCCCCAAGAGCUCAUGUUUCACGAGGUCCACCACACGUAGCGCGCCCAGAUGGGGCUUCUCUUUACACACAUAUACACGUGCACAGCCAUGGCAUGAAGAGGGAGGGGGAUGAGAGAAGAAGUUAUGUGCCUGAAUACUGCAGUGCCUUAUCAUAACAUAACCAAUGAUUUUAUUCCCAACGGCCUGCAGCUGGAUUCUGUCUUGAACAUUAUCCCCUCCCUACCCCAAAUAUUCCCCCUCUGUCCCCUACCCCCCUCUCAAACAUACAUCACUCCUCCUCCUAUGCCACCAUUGUCCCCUCCUGGCGCCCCUUCUCCCCAAAGAAACCAUCAGCACCUCUGGCUAAGAGUAGGCACACCCCAGAGCUUUGUGCUAUCUCCAUGGGGUGGGCCUAGGUCAGGACAGGGCUCAUAAUGCCCCUCUUACGAUAACACUUCUGCUAAGGCUCAAAUAAAAAAUAUGUUGAUAGUACCUUACACACAGCCAUUUACUAUGGUAGGGAGCUCAUGGGAAAGGGUGUGGGGGUUCUCAUGUCCUGAUCAGUCCAAGAGGUUGUGAAGGCCCAUCCAAGCGAUCUGGAUUAGGUUUGUUACAAUAACAUAUAACACAACAUACAGUAACCUAAUGCUAGGUCGUCAUGUGGAUAAGAUGGUGUAUCAAAGGAUCAGGGUGUACGUUUUUGAAAAUGGAAAAGCUGGUUUGUCACUGUCCUUGUGAAUGAAGUGUGGGGACAGUGAGCACUUGAAGAUGUUUCCUAAAAGAAUGUAACACUGCAGAGCAGGGGUGUGUUCAUUAUGCUGAUUAUGUUGCAAAAUGUUUUGUGAACUGAACAAAACUGGGAGGGACCAACCUGAAUUUGUUCAACUGCUUCAAAACCGUUCUUUUUUUGCAACUGUUUGGGCUAAUGAUUACACCCCAGAUGUAUACACACUGCCAUGCCUACCUACAUACACUUGUUCCAAGAGGUGCUGUGUUACAAUAAUAUCGCCGGGGUCAUUUCUGUUUCCCCCCCCCCAUAUUGCACCUUGCUCUCUAACCCCCAUGGGAGCAAUGUUUUAUAGCAGAGUUUAGUUUUUAGAGUCUGCAAUAUUGUAAUGCAUUUGAUUUUAAAUGCAGCAAAUUUUUCGCCAGCAAUAUUUAAAAAUGGGACCAGAUGGGUUGGGCUGGGGACGGGGUCAUCCGCUGUGUCCUAGUUGGCACCCUAUUCCCUAUGUUGUGCACUACUUUUGAAAAGAACCCUGUGAGGCCUGGUCAAAAAUAGUGCUCUAUAUCAUGGGGAAUAGGGUGCAGUUUUGGAUGCAUGCUAUCACAGUGAGGCAUCUUAACACCCUAGAACUUUUUCACCCAGUGUCCUUUUGGCCUGGUCCUAUUGGCAUCUUUUAUUGUAUAUCAUUAUGCAUUGUACUCGUAUAAAGAUAUUUAUUGAGAUUCAUGUGAGAACACAUGUACAUAUUGUUUUAAGACCACAGAUGAGAAGAGUGCACAUUGAACUUGCUGGCAUAACAGAACUGAUUUGUUUUGGGGAUUGGAUUUUAUAGUGCAAAUGGAGGUGUUUCAAUGUGUCAAAUGGGUGAAGAUGUAUCGACUGCAUGGUUUAACUAUUUUUAUAUAAAAAUACUCUAGCCAAGUCUGGGUGUUUUUGUGUGUGUGUUUUGGAGUUCAUUGUCUCGGUCCACAGGAUUAAAUCUGCUGCAUUGUG
Messenger RNA from Oncorhynchus gorbuscha (pink salmon), 2428 nucleotides. Its product is annotated as coenzyme Q-binding protein COQ10 homolog B, mitochondrial-like. The record is from RefSeq and is a predicted model, not a curated record. Gene Ontology annotation, biological process: ubiquinone biosynthetic process; cellular respiration. The transcript has 5 exons. Gene Ontology annotation, cellular component: mitochondrion. The coding region runs from base 58 to 768 and encodes 236 amino acids. Gene Ontology annotation, molecular function: ubiquinone binding. Lineage: Eukaryota; Metazoa; Chordata; Actinopteri; Salmoniformes; Salmonidae.